Messenger RNA from Seminavis robusta, 1498 nucleotides. NCBI's taxonomy places the organism in Eukaryota, Bacillariophyta, Bacillariophyceae, Naviculales, Naviculaceae. The record is from the annotation of a GenBank genome assembly.
AGGUUGGUGACUCAUAGAUGACUCAGUCAUUCGUGAUCCAACUUUACUUUUUUGGAAGUCUUCCGAAUGAUGGCCGCCAUGGCAGUGAUGGCGCCAUCGUGCGCUUCAUGGCUCACGGCUUCACUGCACAGCCGCAAGCUUUAGUGUUGUCAGGAGGACUGCUGCCUCGUCCAUGGGUGCAAAGAAAAUUUUGUAUUGCUGCUGGAAUUGGCUACAUACGUGACCGAGGAGGGAAAAGUGUUCGUAACUAACAAUGGCAGGUGGGGAGGAUAAUGCCACUCCUGCUAGCAGAGGACAACAGGAACGAGGCUUGUAUAACGAAUCCGAUGAGAGUAUACGCCGUGCGGCACGAAGGCUUCAGAUCGCAACAGCAGUGUGUGUUGUUGCGGCCGUGGUGUUGCUAGUUGUAGUUAUCUUAGUUCUCACGCUUGGCGGUGGAGACGACGAGCAGCAGAACCACGAUACUAUCAUUAUUGUUUAUGUUGAUAAAAAAGACGAGCAAACAAUGGCCCCAACUCAAAACGCAAGCAGCAGUAUGAAUAGCAGCUACGACGAGCAAUCAUUAUUAGAUCUACCGGUACCGGUAGCCCUAAGCGCAAGCAUAAACUUUGUCGGCAGCACCGGUACCGUACCCCCUCCACCAUCUCCUCCGCCGCCCCAAUUUGUCCCACAAGAUCCAUUCCAGGGCUUGACACCAGCGGAUGUUUUAAGGUGGCGACAAUCGGGGGAUGGCUUGGCACUUACGGUCGUCAACGCUCUUCAACCAAGUAGCGAUUGGAUUGCUAUCUUGGACAAGGUUGUUUCUGACUGGAACUCGGGUGAUCCGGAUGCUGUAUCUCUCACCAUUGAACCAGGCACGGACACGGAUGGAUCCUGUAAUCCAGCCAUGGAUCAGAUCAAGGUCUGCAAUGGGGAUUAUGGGAACACCGAGUGGUAUGGUAUUACACUGGUCAUCAUAUCCAGUGGCUGGAUGGUGGCUGCCGCGGUCAAGUUGAAUGAUUACUAUUUUUUGCAGUCGGGUGGUGGUGCCACAAACCAAGUCUAUAUGCAAUACCAACUGUGUCAUGAGAUAGGCCAUGCCUUGGGAUUGGCUCACACGGAUGAUGACUUUUUCAAUGAGCCACUCGGGGAUUGCAUGGACUUUUCCAGUCAUGAUAGUGCAGAAGUCAAUCUGCAUCCGGGCAAUGUAACCUUUGGUCACCUACGAGACAUAUAUGGAGCACUUCCAAGUGGAUGAUAAUGUCACAGCCUACUGAAUAGUACUCCCACUUGCACCGCCAAGAAUGAAAGCGUUGUGUUUCCAGUUACCCAGUGCCUCCUGACAAGAUCAUCUUCAUGAUCCCUGGGCAAUCUGAUGACAUCAACCCCUCUAAGCACAAGGAACAGGGUGAUUUCGUUCAGUUUUAUUGAGUUAACCAUGCAGCUUUUCCUAGCUAGGAACUACAUGCGGUACGGUAUGAUUGUUUUGGCGACGUGGCUGCUUGCCUUUAUUCUGUGA